Messenger RNA from Fomitiporia mediterranea MF3/22, 312 nucleotides. Its product is annotated as histone-fold-containing protein. Bases 1 to 312 code for a protein of 103 amino acids. The transcript has 5 exons. Gene Ontology annotation, cellular component: nucleosome. Gene Ontology annotation, molecular function: DNA binding; protein heterodimerization activity; structural constituent of chromatin. Gene Ontology annotation, biological process: nucleosome assembly. NCBI's taxonomy places the organism in Eukaryota, Fungi, Basidiomycota, Agaricomycetes, Hymenochaetales, Hymenochaetaceae. The record is from RefSeq and is a predicted model, not a curated record.
AUGUCUGGCCGUGGAAAGGGCGGAAAAGGUCUUGGAAAGGGCGGUGCUAAGCGUCACCGUAAGAUUCUUCGUGACAACAUCCAGGGUAUCACCAAGCCUGCCAUUCGUCGUCUUGCACGUCGUGGUGGUGUCAAGCGUAUUUCUGGUCUCAUCUAUGAGGAGACUCGUGGCGUCCUGAAGGUCUUCCUUGAGAACGUUAUUCGUGACUCUGUCACUUACACUGAGCACGCAAAGCGGAAGACUGUCACUGCCCUUGAUGUCGUCUAUGCCCUCAAGCGCUCUGGUCGCACGUUGUACGGGUUCGGUGCUUAA